AUGUCUACCCACACGGAAGAGCCAUUACCACACCGCUCGAAGCGACGACGACUCGCAGACAGCGAAUAUGAGUCUGAACUUGCAAUACCAUCGAACCACGACGACCUUUCCAGUGACAGCGACGCGCAACCCUCAGAACCCUCCCGCAAAACCCACGAAGACGAGGGGAGCUCAAUACCUCCCGACGACGAAGACCUCUUUCUCUCCGAAGUACACAUCGACCCGUCCAACGGCCCUGCGCGCACACACGGGGAAAGCCUUCGCCUUACAAAGUUUCGAAUCAACGUGCCACGGGGCUAUCAUGGAGAUAUCCCUCCUUUUCUACAAACCGGUGAUCCGGCGUAUAUUUGCAUUGAACAUGAGAUGGCAACGCCACUGCGGGCAGUGGGGCUGCAGGUGUGGAUGGGGGCGUUGGUGCUAGCCGAUUAUGUGCUAUCUAGGUACAAACAUAUCAAACCCGUCGAGAGCGCCAAGAGGAAAGGCGGCGUAGGGAGUGACGCUGAAGCCGCUGAUGAUGAGAUACUCUUCACAUCGCAAACGACAGUGUUGGAACUGGGGUGCGGUGCCGGGCUUCUAGCGGCAUUAUGCGGAAAGCUGUGCAGGACCGUUUAUGCAACGGAUGUGUGUGAUGAUCUGGCCGCGGAAGACAGGGGUGAUGACGUCGGGGUGUUGAGGUUGUGUCAGAGGAAUAUGGUGAAGAAUCAUGUGGAUAGCGUGCUCAGAGUGCGACGACUGGAUCUCCGGGACGAGGAGUGUCCGAAGCUUGGCAGCAACGUCGAGGCGAUCACAUCGCAGGAGGUUCCGCAACAAUCCAAUGGUGGCAGCUUUGUCGACUUCAGGUGGCGUCCCUCGGAAAUAUCGGACUUCCAACAAAACUGCACCAUUAUCCUUGCCGCCGACCUCAUCUACGACGACGCCGUCACAUUCGCCUUUCUUCAGCGACUGCCCGCCCUCCUCCAUCCAUGCCCCACCGCCGAAAGCAAGCAUCCGAAAAGUAAACAACUACUCCUCGCCCUCGAGAAACGAGUAGUCUUCUCAUUGCGUGACCAAAACGUGGCUGCCCCUGCGCGAGACUAUUUGCUUGCGACGCUGGAUGCUAUGAACGCCGAUCGAGAAGAACGCGGGCUGUCGGAUGUGGUGAGAUAUGAGGAAAUCGACGUUGACGCGAUUCCCCAAUGGUUUGAAUAUCGGAGGAAUGAGUACUUGGAGAUGUGGCGGUUUUGGAUCGAGUGA
This is a messenger RNA of Fimicolochytrium jonesii, 1233 nucleotides long. RefSeq lists its product as uncharacterized. Gene Ontology annotation, cellular component: nucleus. Gene Ontology annotation, biological process: protein methylation. NCBI's taxonomy places the organism in Eukaryota, Fungi, Chytridiomycota, Chytridiomycetes, Spizellomycetales, Powellomycetaceae. The record is from RefSeq and is a predicted model, not a curated record. Bases 1 to 1233 code for a protein of 410 amino acids. Gene Ontology annotation, molecular function: protein methyltransferase activity. The transcript has a single exon.